This is a messenger RNA of Aricia agestis (brown argus), 1496 nucleotides long. It is a transcript of the gene carmine, whose product is annotated as AP-3 complex subunit mu-1. Gene Ontology annotation, cellular component: clathrin adaptor complex; cytoplasmic vesicle. The transcript is spliced from 10 exons. Bases 116 to 1366 code for a protein of 416 amino acids. The record is from RefSeq and is a predicted model, not a curated record. Lineage: Eukaryota; Metazoa; Arthropoda; Insecta; Lepidoptera; Lycaenidae. Gene Ontology annotation, biological process: intracellular protein transport; endocytosis.
GAAUUAUUUUGAACUUUCUAUGAUUUAUUUUAAACAAAUAAUGUUUUAAAUAUAAUAUUUCAUCUCAUAAAAAUAAAUUUAUAUAUUUGGGCGUUUUGUGCAAUAGGUAGAAAACAUGAUUCACAGUCUAUUUAUUAUAAAUCCAUCUGGUGAUGUAUUUCUGGAGAAACAUUGGAGAAGUGUAAUACCUCGUUCUGUGUGUGAUUACUAUCUAGAAGCGCAAAGAGCAUCACCCAAUGAUGUUCCACCUGUGCUGGCUGCUCCUCACCACUACCUCAUCUCAAUACAAAGAGGAGGCGUUGCCCUGGUGGCCGUGAGCAAAACUGAAGUGGCCCCAUUGUUUGUCAUUGAAUUCUUGCAUCGAGUUGUUGAUACAUUCCAGGAUUACUUUUCAGACUGCACAGAGACUAUAAUUAAAGAGAAUUAUGUUGUUGUUUAUGAGCUUUUAGAUGAAAUGUUAGAUAAUGGUUUUCCUCUAGCCACUGAGAGCAAUAUUCUCAAAGAACUAAUAAAACCUCCCAACAUUUUGAGAACAAUUGCAAAUACAGUCACAGGAAAAUCCAACGUUUCUUCUAUAUUGCCGUCCGGCCAGCUCUCAAAUGUUCCCUGGAGGAGGUCUGGAGUGAAAUAUGCUAACAAUGAAGCAUACUUCGACGUCAUUGAGGAGGUGGAUGCUAUUAUUGACAAAAGUGGAUCUACUGUGUCUGCUGAAAUUCAAGGAUAUAUUGACUGUUGUAUAAAAUUAAGUGGGAUGCCAGAUUUAACAUUGACAUUUGUUAACCCUCGGUUGUUUGAUGAUGUCUCCUUUCACCCGUGUGUCAGAUUUAAGAGAUGGGAGUCGGAAAGAAUACUCUCCUUCAUACCUCCUGACGGCAAUUUUCGUCUGAUGUCGUACCACAUCGGAUCACAGAGUGUGGUCGCUAUACCGAUCUACGUUCGACACAACCUCUCAUUGAAGAAUAACGGAGACCAAGGAAGAUUAGACUUGACAGUGGGACCAAAACAGACCAUGGGACGUACUUUAGAAAAUGUAGCCUUAGAAAUCUGCAUGCCGAAAUGUGUACUUAACUGCUCUCUAACUGCCAAUCAGGGGAAGUACUCUUAUGAUCCCGUCAGCAAGGUGCUGCUUUGGGAUAUUGGUAGAAUUGAACUACCCAAGCUGCCAAAUAUAAGAGGAUCGGUGUCAGUAGCGUCAGGCGCCGACACGACAGGCGCGAAUCCGAGCAUCAACGUCCACUUUACGAUCCCGCAGCUAGCAGUGAGCGGGCUGCGCGUGAGCAGGCUAGACAUGUACGGCGCGAAAUACAAGCCGUUCAAAGGCGUGAAGUACGUCACGAAAGCGGGAAAAUUCCACGUGCGCAUGUGACUUGAAACAGACGAUUUAUUUGUACGUUAAUAUUGUUUUCUCUGCUGCGACCAAUAAAAGACUAUCAAUAGGAACAGUCAGUGUAAACCAUAAAGUUAAUAUACCUAGCGGAAUAGAGAAACAAUCUCGA